CUGGCUGGAGCCAUGGCUCUGAAAGUGACCCCCAUGCUGCUGCUGCUACUGGCUGCUGCGCUGGUGCUGUUGGGAGCAUCAGCCAGCCAGGAGCAGUAUGACCGAUUCCUCCUGCAGCACUUUGAUGCAAAGCCCAAGGGUCGUGACGACCGCUACUGCAACAACCGCAUGCGCUACAUGAUGAAGGAGGACAGGAGGAGGUACCCAAAUCCUGGGCCAAAAGUCUGCAAGGAGACAAACACCUUCAUUCAUGGGAACAGUGACGAUAUCAAAGCCAUCUGCACUAGCCAUGGAGGCAGGAACUAUGUAACCAGAACCAGGCAGGCCAUGCGCCAGAGCCUCAGACCAUUCCAGAUCACCCACUGCACCUGGCACGGAGGUAAACCCCUCGACAACUGCCAGUACCGGGCGGCCCGGGACUCUAGGAUGAUCAUCAUCGCAUGCGACAAGCAUGAGCACCCCGUGCAUUUUGCAGAGAGCCAGAUCUGA
Molecule: messenger RNA, 489 nt
Organism: Caretta caretta (loggerhead turtle)
Lineage: Eukaryota; Metazoa; Chordata; Testudines; Cheloniidae
Product: angiogenin-2-like
Biological process (GO): angiogenesis; innate immune response; antimicrobial humoral immune response mediated by antimicrobial peptide
Molecular function (GO): RNA nuclease activity; nucleic acid binding
Source: RefSeq, a predicted model, not a curated record